Messenger RNA from Phaeodactylum tricornutum CCAP 1055/1, 1050 nucleotides. RefSeq lists its product with no specific name. The record is from RefSeq and is a predicted model, not a curated record. Bases 1 to 1050 code for a protein of 349 amino acids. Gene Ontology annotation, molecular function: oxidoreductase activity. The transcript has 2 exons. NCBI's taxonomy places the organism in Eukaryota, Bacillariophyta, Bacillariophyceae, Surirellales, Neidiaceae.
AUGGACUACGUUCAGCUUGGGGAUUCGGAUCUCGUCGUUUCUAAGGUUUGCAUGGGAACUAUGACUUUCGGUGAGCAAAAUACUCUAGAAGAAGGUGUGGAGCAGCUUACAAGGGCUUUUGAUGAAUUCGGUGUUAAUUUUUUGGACACUGCCGAAAUGUACCCGGUACCAACGAAAGCCACAACGCAAGGCGCCACCGACAAGGCGAUAAAAAUGUUUUUGCAAUCACGGAAGCGCGAAGACGUAAUUUUGGCCACAAAAGUAUGUGGUAGAUCCGAGCGCAUCAAGUGGUUGCCCCGACGAGAUUCGGAAACGCCGGCCGCUUUGACCAGGGAUCAGAUUCUCGAUUCGGUAGAUGCAUCUUUGGAACGACUUGGAACCGACUACAUUGAUCUUCUGCAGCUUCAUUGGCCAGGGGAUUUUAGACCGUCGCAGUACCAAGAUAAUCCCAAGCCAACAAGUUUUGAAGAGCAGCUUUCUGCCUUGCAGGAGCUUGUGACGACGGGAAAAGUUCGUUACGUAGGCGUUUCCAAUGAAUCUGCAUAUGGCGUGUGUUCCAUGGCUGCACUCACCAGGCAGUUUCCCGAGCUCUAUCCCAAAAUUGUAUCGAUUCAGAACAGUUUUUCGCUUGUCGUACGCAAAGACUUUGAGGCCGGUCUUGGUGAAGCCUGCUUCCAUCACAAUGUAGGACUCUUAGCAUAUUCACCUCUGGCAGCAGGUACGCUGAGUGGAAAGUACCGCAAAAAUGUUCCAAAAGGUGCUCGCUUGACACUCUUUCCUGGAUUUAUGGAACGAUAUUUGGGUUCUUCUAAUGAGGAAGCCGUGAACGCCUAUUGUGAUCUUGCAAAGAAGGCAGAUUUGACGCCGACACAACUUGCUCUAGGCUGGUGCUACCACAAUGAACUUGUAGCGAGCUCCAUUAUUGGUGCUACAACCAUGGACCAACUGGAAGAAAAUAUCCAAGCCUACGACGUCCGAUUAAGCGACGAUGUCAGUAAAGAGAUUGAAGCGAUUUACGCAAAGUACACGGACCCGACCAAGGCUCGCUAA